UAUAUAUACAGCUGCGGCAUUACGAACAACGCAUGGGAAGGCAUUGCUGUGAAGCUCUUCAGAACGCUUCUACAGAAGUCAACAAUGAAGCUUCUUCUGCUUGCUGUGCUUUGCCUUGUCAUAUCGGCAGCUGCUAUUCCAACACUUGAUCUAACGAUUGAAAAAGAAGUGGAGGAUGCUAUCAGAGCUGAGGAUCCUGACACGGAUAGCGAAAGCGACCCAAAUCUCCGGAAGGGUGAGAUAUACCAAGAGAUUGGCCGUAAAUUAAAGGAUGAAGCAAAUGCUCCUCACGCAAGGGGAAAAAAGGUUUCAGGUUUCAAGCGCUUCUGGCGGGCUGUCAAGAGAGCCUUCAAAGAGGCCUGCAAAGCGUUCGUCAAAACAGGAAAAGAGGCUUUCAUCAAAGAAAUAGAAGUUGAAUUUGAAGAGGAAAUAGGGAAGGUGAAGAAGGCUUUCGAAAUGUAUUCCCUUGACGAGAAAACAACUUACCAACAAUUGAUGCUGGACUUUGCCGAUACGAUGGAGCUAAUCGGAGCCAAGUAUAUUGCCAAGGGAAGGAAGCAGGUGGCUUGAAAGGAAGUCACAGAUCUUCAGUGGUGCUUAAAAUGGCUAACACUUGUAAAUAAAAUAUCCAAACACCA
Messenger RNA from Ixodes scapularis (black-legged tick), 638 nucleotides. RefSeq lists its product as uncharacterized. The record is from RefSeq and is a predicted model, not a curated record. Bases 85 to 570 code for a protein of 161 amino acids. Lineage: Eukaryota; Metazoa; Arthropoda; Arachnida; Ixodida; Ixodidae. The transcript is spliced from 6 exons.